AUGGCGUUCCUUCCUUCCUGGGUUUAUGUACUAGUUGGUUGCUUUUCUGCUUCCUCAGUAGGGGCUUCUGAUCUUUCAGAUAUGGAGCCCACUCUGUGGAAGGAGAGCCCAGGUCAGUUCAGCGAUUACCGUGUAGAAAAUGGGAAGUACCUUAUUGACCCCUGGAAUUACACUAAGAGAAUGGGGAUGUACAAAAUCCUAUUGAACCAGACAGCCAGAUAUUUUGAAAAAUUUGCACCAGAAAAUGAACAAAAUAUUUUAUGGGGAUUGCCUCUGCAGUAUGGCUGGCAAUAUAGAACAGGCAGAUUAGCGGAUCCAACCGGAAGGACAGACUGUGGAUCUGCAUCUGGAGAUCCUUUGUGCGUCUCCGUGGAUAGUUGGUGGGCUGAUUUAAAUUAUUUUCUGUCUUCAUUACCCUUUCUUGCUGCGGUUGAUUCUGGCAUAAUGGGGAUAUCAUCAGACCAAGUUAUGCUUUUGCCACCACCCAAGGAUCAGAUGAGGUUUUGUUAUGAUGUUUCUAGCUGUCGUUCAUCCUUCCAUGAGACAAUGAACAAGUGGAAUGCCUUUUACCAGUAUUUGCAGACACCUUCUAGCAACUUUGAUGACCUGCUGAAGUACUUAUGGAUUGCACACACCUCAACCUUAGAAGAUACUUUCAAAAGUUUUGAAGAUAGAUGUGGUUAUUAUUCUAAACCAGAAGAACGUUUUGAGAGAAAUUGGGUCGUAGCUGUGGAGUAUUUAGCUGCAUUGAGCUUUCCGACAACCUUGAUCAGGUCAUAUAAAUUCCAGAAGGGCCUGCCGCCACGAGUCCUCCUUAAAACAGAUGUAGUCCCUUUCAUCAGUGACUUUACUGCUUUUCAGAAUAUAGUCCUGUUUGCUCUUAAUGUACUAAACAAACUGGAUAAACUCAUAGGUAUUCAUUCUGUGGAAAAACGUUUAUGA
Messenger RNA from Otolemur garnettii (small-eared galago), 942 nucleotides. RefSeq names its product chromosome unknown C6orf58 homolog (gene CUNH6orf58). The record is from RefSeq and is a predicted model, not a curated record. The coding region runs from base 1 to 942 and encodes 313 amino acids. The transcript is spliced from 6 exons. NCBI's taxonomy places the organism in Eukaryota, Metazoa, Chordata, Mammalia, Primates, Galagidae.